This is a messenger RNA of Jaculus jaculus (lesser Egyptian jerboa), 2457 nucleotides long. RefSeq names its product YKT6 v-SNARE homolog (gene Ykt6). Bases 88 to 684 code for a protein of 198 amino acids. Gene Ontology annotation, biological process: endoplasmic reticulum to Golgi vesicle-mediated transport. The transcript is spliced from 7 exons. The record is from RefSeq and is a predicted model, not a curated record. Gene Ontology annotation, cellular component: Golgi apparatus. Lineage: Eukaryota; Metazoa; Chordata; Mammalia; Rodentia; Dipodidae. Gene Ontology annotation, molecular function: SNAP receptor activity.
CGGCCCCGUCAGCGGCGGCGGCGGCGGGGCCGUGGCGGUUCUGAGGUGGGGCGGAGCCGCUCGCGCUGAGUGGACCCUGCCGGCGCCAUGAAGCUGUACAGCCUGAGCGUCCUGUACAAAAGCGAGCCCAAGGCGGUGCUGCUCAAGGCCGCCUACGACGUGUCUUCCUUCAGCUUCUUCCAGAGGUCCAGCGUUCAGGAAUUCAUGACCUUCACGAGUCAACUGAUCGUGGAGCGCUCGGCGAAAGGCAGCAGAGCUUCUGUCAAAGAACAAGAGUAUCUGUGCCACGUCUAUGUCCGGAAUGAUAGUCUUGCAGGUGUGGUCAUUGCGGACAGUGAAUACCCAUCCCGAGUGGCCUUUACCUUACUGGAGAAGGUACUAGAAGAAUUCUCCAAACAGGUUGACAGGAUAGACUGGCCAGUAGGAUCCCCAGCUACAAUUCAGUACACAGCUUUGGAUGGUUACCUUAGUAGAUACCAGAACCCCCGAGAUGCUGAUCCCAUGAGUAAAGUGCAAGCUGAACUAGAUGAGACCAAAAUCAUUCUGCACAACACCAUGGAGUCUUUGUUAGAGCGAGGUGAGAAGCUCGAUGACUUGGUGUCCAAAUCAGAAGUACUGGGAACCCAGUCGAAAGCCUUCUAUAAAACUGCCCGAAAACAAAAUUCAUGCUGUGCAGUCAUGUGACGCAGCCCAUAGAGGCCGGCGCUGGAUCGUCACGUCACAUCAGAACUGCAGCCCCUGGAGGAGAAAAGACGCCCUAGAAGAGGACCUGUUGCCAGGCAGACUGGCCAUUUUUAUUUUGAAGUUCCCAAGAGGGAUGGAUGAAGGGUGGGGAGUGUGGUUGUGAUUUCUGGAACAAAUUUGAAGCCCUCGAAGGUGUAUUGUUGGGAAAAUGAAACCAUAAACUCUGAGUGGCUCCUGUAGGUGCUGGAGGGCUCAUUCUCAGCUAACCCUAGAAAGCUCCGCAGGAGGGAAUUCAGAGCCUGUUCUUUCUUGAUCCUUGGUGUCUUUGGAUUUCAUUUGUGCAUUAAUGAUAUUAACUUCCAGUGAGUGGGUGGGGGGAGGCGUCCCAGGUGAUAGGGCUCGGGUAGGCAGAGUUUGAACAUUUGGGAAUACCUUUUCCUUGUACUGUAGGGUUGGGGGAAGCUUACCAUGGUUGUCAGAGCCAGGCCUGUGAAUGGCAGUGGUCACUGGGAUUCACAAAGUUUGAACCUGUCGAGCUUGCCUGUUUGCAAGGAUUGGCGUGUGCCAAGGGUAGGAGCCAUUCUAAGCACUUCCACCUAGUGACACAAAGGUGGCCUGUGGGAACUUGGAAUGAGCUGAGGUGGGUGGAUGAAUGGGUUGUAGCUUGACCAGGUUCAGCCCAGGAAAGGGAGCUGUCCUCCAAGUAGUGGAAUGGUCAGCUGGAGUGUCGUCUUCGGAAGAACAGCAGACAUGCCCAGUGUGGAAGCACACCCACUGUGACUUGCAGUUGGACUUUGAACACUGAGAUCAAAUUAGUGGGUGCUAUUAUAUCUCAAAGCUGAUUUUUAUUUGUCUCUCUUGACUGCAAGACUUUCUUGACAACCACCAUGAGCCUGCAUGUCUGAAAAGUCAUUCUUUUGGGCACCAGGAGAGGUUGUAACAUCCUGAAGACUUGCAGCCCUCACCUGUGAUGUGUCUUUCCAGCACUGGACCACAAAGCCCCUUCCUGGUCAGAGACAGCUGUAGGUUGGUUGAGGCUAAGGGAUUAGUCUAAGCAGAUGCCAGAACAGCCUAGGGGUGAGCCCAAUAUACAUACACUAGGUCCCAAAUCGCCUCUUCGUGUCUUUCUGUGCUCAAAGUGCACUCAUAAGGUCCUGUCCCUCUAGAAGCCCCUGUUGGAAUGGUGUCAUCUACCAGUUUUGAGCCAGAAUUGAAUCAUCCUGAUGAUCCCUGCUCUGAGCUUGCUGUACUCCCCUGAGAACUUCAGAGUGGGCAGGAUGGGGGCUGUCAUGAGUUCUGAGAUCCCACCUCCUGGUUGGUAUAUCUGCCAUUACCCUAUUUCUCUGGGCACUGCCAGCCAAAGUGCUCUUGCCUCCCUCUGUGUCAUUUUCCUACUGUCACAUUCACCCUCACCCCAGGCCAUGGAAGGCACAGAUAGCCUGUUUGCUGGUAGGUGAGAUAGAGUAGUGUGGACCUGGGAUGGUGCCUCUGCCUGCUCUGGAGGAUGUGGGGAAGAAUAGAGAAGGAGAAAGAAGUGUAAGUUUGUGGGAAGGAGGGGACCUUCACCUACAUGUGGAUGCCCCACAUGGGCAGGAGUAGGUGGGUCUGACUUGGGCCUGUGAUGGACCAAUGGUUUGCCCUUCAUGUCCUCGCUCCCUGUUGUAUUCUAAUAUUAAAUCAUUUGGCAAGAGUGUAUUUUAAUAACUGCACCUAACUUCUCUAUGUUCUGUUUGAGAGACUCCUAUAUGGAUAAAGCUGUCUUUUGAAAUUUUA